AUGUCGAAAUUGUGGAUAUUGCUGCUGUUCGCAUUGCUUCUCAAUGGGCUGGAGAUGCCGUUGGCGCGAGGAGGAGGAGGAGGCGGUGGUGGCGGAGGACACGGCGGUGGAGGCGGAGGACACGGUGGUGGAGGGCAUGGCGGCGGAGGUCGUGGCGGUGGCUUUGGAGGUGGACGUGGCGGAGGAAGACCUGGUGGAUUUGGAGGCGGUCGUCCUGGAGGCUUUGGAGGCGGUCGUCCUGCCGGUUUCGGUGGCGGACGGCCUGGCGGCUUUGGCGGUCCACCAAGAGGUGGCUAUGGGCGACCAUACGGUGGUUAUGGCCGUCCCUACGGCGGCUAUGGCUAUGGAGGCUAUCGACCCUAUGGCUACGGUGGCUUUGGACUCGGCGUUCUGCCGCUACCCGUUCCCGUGCCAUAUCCAUGUCGACGUCCAUAUUCGUAUGACUAUGACUAUUACAACGGCUACUACUGCUGA
Drosophila virilis is the source of this 474-nucleotide messenger RNA. The record is from RefSeq and is a predicted model, not a curated record. Lineage: Eukaryota; Metazoa; Arthropoda; Insecta; Diptera; Drosophilidae.